Penicillium oxalicum is the source of this 2217-nucleotide messenger RNA. RefSeq lists its product as uncharacterized. NCBI's taxonomy places the organism in Eukaryota, Fungi, Ascomycota, Eurotiomycetes, Eurotiales, Aspergillaceae. The transcript has a single exon. The coding region runs from base 1 to 2217 and encodes 738 amino acids. The record is from RefSeq and is a predicted model, not a curated record.
AUGUUUCGCCUCUUGCCCUGGCCUUCUCCCAUCGGAGGCAACAAGGUGUUGCCCGAGGACGUCACCAUGCUGGCUCCCGCUGGCUGCCCUCCCUCCCUCAACAUGAACUUGAACGUCAAGGUCAACCCACUGUCGCAGUCAAUACCGCCCUUGCUCAAGCGCAAACGCUCCGAGUCCGCCGUCACCGAGGCGCCUCCAGCGACCAAGCUUCGCACAGAUCAGUCUCCAGCGACCACGACCACGAGUACGACGGUAGCCUCCUCCACGACGACACCGUCCCCGUCGAUCGUCGCCAUCAAGUCGGAGCAAGACCUUCCCGUCACUCCCUUCUCCGAACCCGCCUCGGCCUCAGCAUCAGUAUCAGCCCCGGCGACGAUCACGCGCGACCCAGUCCCGGAACCGGCCAAGACCCCGUCCGCAAAGGUGCGCCCGGAUGUGAAUCGUGUGCGCGACACCAUCACGGCCCAGCUGAGCCUCGAGGUCCUCCUCAAGCACAAUGAGCUGCGCCUGAUUGACCAAGAGAUUGCCAAGUGUCAAGUCGCCUUGGAACAGCUGCGACGCUGCGCUGAGAUCCCCUACCCGGGAUCAGCAGUCUCUGGAAUAUCGGCCGAUGUGAGCGCCGGCACGGGUGCGUCGGUGCUGCAGCCUGGAAAUGGACCAGCACCGAUCUCGCCCGCGCCCUGGGGGGUGACGGAAGGCCCUUACUCCCGCCACUAUGCGCGAUGGCUGCUUCCAGACCCGCGAUUUGACGGUGGCGAGAUGGAGUCCGCCCCCGGGACGAUGCGACACGGCAGCUUCGCGGUGCCCGAGGGUCGCUCGACGCGUGGGAACCCCAUGGACUUUAGCUCGCUGGCGGGCAAGACCCGACCCUCGCGGGGGAUGCCACAAACGAAGUUCCAAUCAUUGUCCGCCGGCUAUCCGGCCCCCAAGGAGAAACCGGGGCCGAUGCUCAUUCGACGCAAAUCCGAUCAGGUGCUGGUCAAACUGGUGUGCCUGGAUUGUCGUCGGGAUAACUUUUCGAGUACUCAGGGCUUCAUCAAUCACUGUCGUAUUGCUCACAACCGGAACUUUGCCAGCCACGAUGCGGCAGCCAUGGCCUCUGGCGAACCCGUCGAGGUCGAUGCGGCAGGCAACAUUCUGGGUACCGCGGCCACGCCGGCCGCUACCUCUCCCGCUGUGGCUGCGGCCCCGUCACGCAAUGAGUCCCUUUCGGGGAAUAGUCAGACUUCUGGCCUGGUUCACCCGUUGAUUCGGUCGACGCAGCUGCCGACUCUCUCCCUCGAGUUGGCGGUCGCUCCUCAGACGCCCCGGGCCAGCGAGUCCCCGUCCGUCGUCGCGCCACCAACCGCGGCGGUGCAGCCCAAGUCGGAGCCUCGCCGUCAGUGCCAACGGGCCAAGGUGGAGCACAACCCAUCCUUCCUGGCCUCGCCCGCGACUCCUCACUUGUCCGCUCUCAUGCGUGACCGUGGCCUUGGCCUGGACCUGAACAAGUUGGUGGAAGAGGCCAAGACGCCGGUCGACCUCAGCAGCCUUUUCGAUGACGACUCGGACCAGGAAUCGGCCAGUCAGCCCAACGGGCAGCGCCGGCCUUCCUCCCGUGAUGGCGUGUCCACGGCCCGGCAGCCCAUGCGAAUGCCGACCGCGGCGGCCACCGCGAGCCUGCAACGAUCGGACAGUCGCAAAGGCUUGGAUCGCGAUGAACACCCCGAUUCCGUGGCCGUCACUCCCACUCGUCCGUCCUAUCAACAGUCCUUCCUCGACUUUGCUUCCCUCCCCAGUGGACCUCAUCCGUCGCUGGUGCACAGUGCACGGGACAGGGAUAGCCUCGACCACUCGGCCAAUCUCAGCCCCAACACCCUUGAGUCCAACCAGGCGCCCAGUCUCGUGAGUGACGACGACGACGAUUACGAGGCCGCAUCGGACUCGGACAGUCCGAGCUCCUCCGAGGCCGACGAGGAAGAGCAAGAGUUCCGCCACAUUCAAGUUGAGGAUGAUGAGCGCGCCGGUGCUCCCUCCACGACGGCUGCUCCUGAGCCCAAGUCUGAUCCGACCCUCACGCACCCUCGCUCUCCAGCGACGGCUCCCAUCUCCAAGCCACCCAAGCAGAAUCGGGGGAAGAAAUUCUCCGUUGGAGCGGGAGUCGCCGACCCCAAGGCCGAUGGCACGCAGAAUCCGAAGGAGACUCCGUCCAAGCCCGCCCACGGACCGAGUCUGUGA